CAUGCAACUAUGUCUCCCAACCCCCUUAAACUAUUUAAUUGAUGGCCAUCAAUGACCCCAUUCAUUUUAAUACUACACUGAACUUAUAUAUAGACUCACUUUAAUCUUAAUUUGUCCAAAAUUCUUCAAAAAAUCCCACUUGAUGCUGUCUUUGAUAUUGUUCUUGCACAUGAAAGGGGCAAGAUUUUGAAGAUUGGUUUUUGUCAAAUUUUGAUGAAAAUGGAGACAGAAGAAGGAAAAUCAUUGGUGGAAACACCAACAUGGGCUGUUGCUAGUGUUGUGUCAGUCAUGGUUCUUGUUGGAUUCUUCAUUAAUGCAACUCUUGGACACACUGAGAAGUGGUUAUAUAGAACAAAGAGGAAAGCUCUUAGUGCUGCUCUAGACAAGAUCAAAGAAGAACUAAUGCUCUUUGCUGUGCUGUCAUUGCUUAUGGGUCAUUGGAUUAUUUACGCUGCCAAGAUUUGUGUUAAAUCAUCGGCGAUUAGUAGCCAGUUUUAUCCGUGUUCAGUUGAUAAAAGUUCUGUUGAGCCACUUAAUCAUCACUUAUCAUCCGAUAACUUUUCAAAUUACUCGAUUUCCAGACAGCUUUUGAGCCAUAAACACAGUCAAAUAUGCCCCGAGGGUAGUUCAUCCUUUGUUUCAAAAGAAAGUCUAGAGCAGCUUCACCGCUUCUUGCUUGUUUUGGGUGUAACACAUGUAUCUUACAGCUUCUUCGCGAUCGCCCUCGCCAUGAUCAAGAUCUACAGUUGGAAAAUUUGGGAAAACCAUGCCAAGUCCCUGGCUCACCCUAGACCACAAGGAAUGACAAGAUUAUCGACUUUCGUUUAUCACAACACUUCUCAUCCAUGGAGCCAGCACAAUAUCCUUGUUUGGCUGCUUUGUUUCACCAGACAGAUUUGGAGUUCUAUAAAUAGAGCAGAUUACAAAGCUUUGAGAUUGGGAUUUAUAACAACUCAUAACCUACCACUAUCAUAUGACUUUCAUAACUAUAUGCUUCGAAGCAUGGAGGAAGAGUUUCGAGAUAUAGUUGGGAUAAGCAUCCCUCUAUGGAUUUUUGCCAUUUCAUGCAUUUUUCUUGGUUUUCAUGGUACAAAUAUCUACUUCUGGCUCUCCUUCCUUCCAGCAGUUUUCGUUCUCCUUGUGGGUACUAAACUGCACCGGAUAGUGAUAAAACUAGCAGUUGAAACCAAGAACACGAGUCAAAGUAGUCAGAUUAACUUGAGGGAUGAGCUUUUCUGGUUUGGAAGGCCGAGGCUUCUGUUACGGUUAAUACAGUUUAUAUCAUUCCAGAAUGCUUUUGAAAUGGCUACCUGUCUUUGGUCCCUGUGGGAGGUGAAUGAAACUUCUUGUUUUACAAAAAACCAUACCUUUCUAGUGAUCCGCUUGACAUUCGGGAUUAUCUCACAGAUUUGGUGUAGUUUCAUCACAUUUCCUCUCUAUGUCAUUGUUACUCAGAUGGGCUCUCGGUUUAAGAAAACCAUAGUGUCCGAAAACGUAAGAGAGUCAUUGCAUACAUGGCGGAGGAGGGUAAAGGCUAAACACAAACAUGAUCCCCCUUUCACCCUUCUCCCAACAACAUCAUCAAACAUGUCGUUGGACUCGAUGGUGGAUGAUGAUCAUGAUGAGCCCAUCGCACGUGUACACGCGUUUUUGGACAAAAGUAAAAGUAAUUCUGAUAUCGAAGUUUCAACACAUGAUGAAAAUGUCUAUUCAGAUCCGGAUAGGCAUGAGAAUGAAGAUUGUGAUGAGAUAUAUAGUUCAUCUGAAUUGCAACGAUUUGAACCUGUAACCGAGAGUUUAUAGAUUUUCGGUAGUACCAAGUCAUGGCCUUAAAUAUUGUUGCAUGGAUUCUUGAUGAAUCAAAUUGAACCACAAAGGUUGACCAUAUAUUGAUAUGUGUGUGACAUAUUGGGUUACAUUAUGUAGAGAACAAUACUACACAUCA
Molecule: messenger RNA, 1945 nt
Organism: Helianthus annuus (common sunflower)
Lineage: Eukaryota; Viridiplantae; Streptophyta; Magnoliopsida; Asterales; Asteraceae
Product: MLO-like protein 4
Exons: 15
Coding region: 214-1803 (529 amino acids)
Biological process (GO): defense response
Cellular component (GO): membrane
Source: RefSeq, a predicted model, not a curated record